Messenger RNA from Ceutorhynchus assimilis (cabbage seed weevil), 656 nucleotides. NCBI's taxonomy places the organism in Eukaryota, Metazoa, Arthropoda, Insecta, Coleoptera, Curculionidae. The record is from the annotation of a GenBank genome assembly.
UUUUAGGGUAUAACUGCUCCAAUCGAACAAACUACAACUGUCAACUGAACCUCAACAAACACAAACAACAACAAAAAACAUGCUUCAAAACUUCAAACUCAUUUGUUGAAUUCUGCUUUAAUUUUCUUUGAUUUUCCUGUUUUUUGCAGCUUGGACUGUUCCAGUUUUAGCUAAUUUCUCAAAAAGAACUCCAAUUUGCAGAACCAUGUGUAAACCUAGAAGAAAUAGGAUCUACAAAGUCAGAAAUGUGCACCCUUUGAAUGACAAUGUGGAAUCCUCAGAUGAAGAUGACCGGUUACCUGCAGUUGAUGCUCAUAAUUCUUUGGUAGCUCUGAGGACCCUGAUGCUCACCCAAAGAAACAUAUUACUGGAAUUGAAACGUAUGAAUCUUGUAUUGCAAAUUAAACUGAACCGUAUAAAAGAGAUUAAAAUGAAAAUGGAGCUGUCUUUAUUAGUUUUGAAAAAUAAGCUACUGCUGCUUAAUUUAUAUAAGCUAAUGGGACAUGUUAUAGCAGUUGAAAAGUAACAAAAAUGUAUAUAAAUAAUUUGUGAUACAUUAAUCUCUUAUUUAAGUUGUUUGAUAGUUUUAUUUUUAGUUUUCAUUUUUGAACAUGUAAUUAAUAUUUCUUUAAAUAAAGACUGGGUAUUUUUCUAUA